UCUGUUAUAUUUAAUUUUAAUUAAGACCUCAUCACCUGUUUCCUCCAAGGAGAAUCUCCCAGUAACUCCGCCAGAUGAACAAGGUCAAGGUGAUGCCCCACCACAGCAUGGAGAUGAGGAACCUGCAUUUCCUCAUACUGACCUGGCAAAGUUGGAUGACAUGAUCAACAGGCCUCAAUGGGUUGUUCCUGUUUUGCCAAAGGAGGAAUUAGAAGUGCUUUUAGAAGCUGCUAUUGGUCUUAGUAAAAAAGGGCUUGAUGUUAAAAGUGAAGCGUGUCAACGUUUUUUUCAAGAUGGGCUUACAAUAUCUUUCACUAAAAUCCUCAUGGAUGAGACAAUGAGUGGAUGGAAUUUUGAGAUUCAUAGAUGUAUCAUUAACAAUACUCAUCGCCUAGUGGAGCUUUGUGUGGCCAAAUUGUCUCAAGACUGGUUUCCACUCCUAGAACUUCUUGCCAUGGCCUUUAAUCCUCAUUGCAAAUUCCAUAUCUUCAAUGGCACACGUCCAUGUGAAUCAGUUUCCACAAGUGUUCAGUUGCCUGAAGAUGAACUAUUUGCUUGUUCUUCAGAUCCUCAAUCACCAAAAGGUUGGCUAGUGGACCUCAUCAAUAAAUUUGGCAUGUUAAAUGGGUUUCAGAUUUUGCAUGAUCGUUUCAUUAAUGGAUCAGCGUUAAACAUUCAAAUAAUUGCAGCUCUUAUUAAACCAUUUGGACAAUGCUAUGAGUUUCUCAGUCAACAUACAGUGAAAAAAUACUUCCUUCCAGUUAUAGAAAUAGUUCCACAGUUACUAGAAAAUUUAACUGAUGAAGAACUUAAAAAAGAGGCAAAAAGUGAAGCCAAAAAUGAUGCCCUUUCAAUGAUUACCAAAUCUCUGAGGAACUUAGCUUCAAGGAUUCCAGGACAAGAAGAAACUGUGAAAAAUUUAGAAACUUUUAGAUUGAAAAUGAUACUCAGAUUGUUGCAAAUUUCUUCUUUUAAUGGAAAAAUGAAUGCACUGAAUGAAAUUAAUAAAGUGAUUUCUAGUGUUUCGUAUUACACUCACCGGCAUGGAAAUCCUGAGGAGGAAGAGUGGCUGACAGCUGAGCGAAUGGCAGAAUGGAUACAGCAAAACAAUAUCUUAUCCAUAGUCUUGAGAGAUAGUCUUCAUCAACCACAGUAUGUGGAAAAGCUAGAGAAAAUUCUUCGUUUUGUGAUUAAAGGAAAAGCUCUUACGUUACAAGACCUUGAUAAUAUCUGGGCAGCACAGGCAGGGAAACAUGAAGCCAUUGUGAAGAAUGUACAUGAUCUACUGGCAAAGUUGGCUUGGGAUUUUUCUCCUGAACAACUUGAUGAUCUGUUUGAUUGCUUUAAGGCAAGUUGGACAAAUGCAAGUAAGAGGCAACGUGAAAAGCUACUUGAGCUGAUAUGUCGUCUUGCAGAAGAUGAUAAAGAUGGUGUGAUGGCACAUAAAGUAUUGAACCUUCUUUGGAAUCUGGCCCAUAGUGAUGAUGUGCCAGUAGACAUCAUGGAUCUAGCUCUCAAUGCCCACGUAAAAAUAUUAGAUUAUAGUUGUUCCCAGGAUCGAGACACACAAAAGAUCCAGUGGAUAGAUCGCUUUAUAGAAGAACUUCGCACAAAUGAUAAGUGGGUAAUUCCUGCCCUGAAACAAAUAAGAGAAAUUUGUAGUUCGUUUGGUGAAGCACCUCAGAAUUUGAGUCGAACUCAGCAAAGUCCCCACGUAUUUUAUCGUUGUGACUUAAUCAACCAACUUCAGCACAAUCAUGCCUUAGUUACUUCGGUAGCAGAAAACCUUGCAGUUUAUAUGAAUAGCAUGAAGUUAUAUGCUGGAGAUCACGAAGACUAUGACCCUCAAACUGUGAGGCUUGGAAGUAGAUACAGUCACACUCAAGAAGUCCAAGAACGACUUAACUUUCUUAGAUUUUUAUUGAAGGAUGGUCAGCUGUGGCUCUGUGCUCCUCAGGCAAAACAGAUAUGGAAGUGCUUAGCAGAGAAUGCAGUUUAUCUUUGUGAUCGUGAAGCCUGUUUUAAGUGGUAUUCCAAAUUAAUGGGGGAUGAGCCAGACUUAGAUCCUGAUAUCAAUAAAGACUUCUUUGAAAGUAAUGUGCUUCAACUUGAUCCUUCCCUCUUAACUGAAAAUGGAAUGAAAUGUUUUGAAAGAUUCUUCAAAGCUGUUAAUUGUCAAGAAGGGAAACUAAUAGCAAAAAGAAGAGCCUAUAUGAUGGAUGAUUUGGAAUUAAUAGGAUUAGACUACCUUUGGAGGGUCGUGAUUCAGAGUGAUGAUGACAUUGCCAGCAGAGCUAUAGAUCUUCUCAAAGAGAUAUACACAAACCUUGGUCCCAGGUUACAGGUCAAUCAGGUGGUUAUCCAUGAAGACUUCAUUCAAUCUUGCUUUGAUCGUUUGAAAGCCUCAUAUGAUACUUUGUGUGUUUUGGAUGGUGACAAAGAUAGUAUUAAUUGUGCAAGACAGGAAGCCAUUCGAAUGGUUCGAGUAUUAACAGUUUUAAGGGAGUACAUAAAUGAAUGUGACAGUGACUAUCAUGAAGAAAGAAUGAUUCUACCUAUGUCAAGAGCAUUUCGUGGCAAACACCUCUCUCUUAUAGUUCGGUUUCCAAACCAGGGUAGACAGGUUGAUGACUUGGACAUAUGGUCUCAUACAAACGAUACAGUUGGUUCAGUACGGCGAUGUAUUCUCAAUCAUAUUAAAGCCAAUGUAGCCCAUACAAAAAUAGAACUGUUUGUGGGUGGUGACCUGAUAGAUUCUGAAGAUGACAGAAAGCUAAUUGGACAAUUAAACUUAAAAGAUAAAUCACUAGUUACAGCCAGACUUACACAAAUAAAUUUCAGCAUGCCUUCAAGUCCCAAUAGCUCUUCUGAUUCCUCAACUGGAUCUCCUAGAAACCAUUGUAAUCACUACAGUGAUGGUCCCAAUCCAGAAGUGGAAAGUUGUUUGCCAGGGGUGAUAAUGUCCCUGCAUCCUAGAUAUAUAUCUUUCCUUUGGCAAGUUGCAGACUUAGGAAGCAGCCUGAAUGUGCCAGCUCUUAGAGAUGGAGCAAGAGUGCUUAUGAAACUUAUGCCACCGGAUAGCACAACUAUACAAAAAUUAAGAGCUAUUUGUUUGGACUAUGCAAAACUUGGAGAAAGUAACCUUGAUCCAUCUCUUAACUCACUUUUCUUUGGUCCUUCUGCCUCUCAAGUUCUGUACCUAACAGAGGUUGUGGUUUAUGCCUUGUUAAUGCCUGCUGGUAUAUCUCUGGCUGAUCGUUCCACUGACUUUCAGUUUCACUUCUUGAAAAGUGGUGGCUUACACCUUGUACUGAGUAUGCUAAUAAGAAGUAACUUCUUACCAAAUACAGAUACAGAAACUCGAAAGGGUGUUUACUUCAAUGCUCUUAAAAUAGCCAAACUGUUGUUAACUGCCAUUGGCUAUGGCCAUGUUCGAGCUGUAGCAGAAGCUUGUCAGCCAGUUGCAGAUGGUGCAGACCCUAUAACACCGAUUAACCAAGUUACUCAUGAUCAAGCAGUAGUGCUACAAAAUGCCCUUCAGAGCAUUCCUAAUCCUUCAUCUGAGUGCAUGCUUAGAAAUGUAUCGCUACGUCUUGCUCAGCAAAUAUCUGAUGAGGCUUCAAGAUAUAUGCCUGAUAUUUGUGUGAUUAGAGAUGGUAAGAAUUUAUGAGAUGGUAAGAAUUGCUACAUAAAUAUAUUAUUUUUAAGUAAUUUGCUCCUGAUUAUAAUUUUUCAGACCGCUAGUGCAAGAAAAGAACCGGAGGUGGAAGAUGAACAGGUUUGCUGUGAAGCAUUGGAAGUGAUGACAUUAUGUUUUGCUUUAAUUCCGACAGCCUUGGAUGCACUUAGUAAAGAAAAAGACUGGCAUAUGUUCAUCAUUGACUUACUAUUGCACUGUCCCAGCAAAACUGUUCGUCAGUUGGCACAGCAGCAUUUUUUUUUAAUGUGCACCAGAUGUUGUAUGGGACACAGGCCUCUGCUCUUCUUCAUUACUCUACUCUUUACCAUUCUGGAGAGCACAGCAAGAGAGAGAGGUAAACAUUCGGGUGACUAUUUCACACUUUUACGGCACCUUCUUAAUUAUGCUUACAAUAGCAAUAUUAAUGUUCCCAAUGCUGAAGUUCUUCUCAACAAUGAAAUUGAUUGGCUCAAAAGGAUUAGGGAUAAUAUUCAAAACACAGGUGAAACAGGUGUUGAAGAGCAUAUAUUGGAAGGACAUCUUGGGGUAACCAAAGAGUUGUUGGCCUUCCAAACGCCUGAGAAAAAGUAUCACAUUGGUUGUGAAAAUGGAGGUGCAAAUCUUGUUAAAGAAUUAAUUGAUGAUUUCAUCUUUCCUGCAUCGAAAGUUUACCUGCAAUAUAUGAGAAAUGGAGAACUGCCAGCCAAGCAGGCUAUUCCGGUCUGUAGUUCACCAGUGACCAUCAUUGCUGGUUUUGAACUACUUGUAGCAUUAGCUGUUGGCUGCGUAAGGAAUCUCAAACAUAUAGUAGACUGUUUGACUGAAAUGUAUUACAAAGGCACAGGAAUAACUACUUGCGAAGCACUUGCUGAAUGGGAAUACCUGCCACCUGUUGGACCUCGCCCACCAAAAGGAUUUGUGGGACUCAAAAAUGCAGGUGCUACUUGUUACAUGAAUUCUGUGAUCCAGCAGCUGUACAUGAUUCCUUCCAUCAGGAAUAGUAUUCUUGCAAUUGAAGGCACAGGUAGUGAUAUAGAUGAUGAUAUGUUCAGGGAUGAGAAGCAGGACAGUGAGAGUAAUGUUGAUGUUCGAGAUGAUGUGUUUGGAUAUCCUCAUCAAUUUGAAGACAAACCAGCAUUAAGUAAAACAGAAGAUAGGAAAGAGUACAAUAUUGCUGUGCUAAGACACAUUCAGGUCAUCUUUGGUCAUUUAGCUGCUUCCCAACUACAAUACUAUGUGCCCAGAGGAUUUUGGAAACAGUUCAGACUUUGGGGUGAACCUGUUAAUCUCCGUGAACAACAUGAUGCCUUAGAGUUUUUUAAUUCUUUGGUAGAUAGUUUAGAUGAAGCUUUAAAAGCAUCGGGCUAUCCAGUUAUGCUGAGUAAAGUCCUAGGAGGUUCCUUUGCAGACCAGAAGAUUUGCCAAGGCUGUCCACAUAGGUACGAAUGUGAAGAAUCUUUUACCACUUUGAAUGUGGAUAUUAGAAAUCACCAAAAUCUUCUUGAUUCUUUGGAACAGUAUGUCAAAGGAGAUUUAUUGGAAGGCGCAAAUGCAUAUCGUUGUGAAAAAUGUGAUAAAAAGGUUGAUACAGUAAAACGCUUGCUAAUUAAAAAAUUACCUCCUGUUCUUGCUAUCCAACUGAAACGAUUUGACUACGACUGGGAAAGAGAAUGUGCAGUCAAAUUCAAUGAUUAUUUUGAAUUUCCACGAGAGCUGGAUAUGGAACCUUAUACAGUAGGAGGUGUUGCAAAGCUGGAAAUAGAUAAUGUAAAUCCAGAGAGUCAGUUGAUUCAGCUGAAUGAGCAGUGUGAAAGUGAGACGGCAGGAAGCACAAAAUACAGACUUGUAGGUGUGCUUGUACACAGUGGUCAAGCAAAUGGUGGACAUUAUUAUUCUUACAUCAUUCAAAGAAAUGAUAAAGAUGGUGAGAGACAUUGCUGGUAUAAAUUUGAUGACGGAGAUGUAACAGAGUGUAAAAUGGAUGAUGAUGAAGAAAUGAAAAAUCAGUGUUUUGGUGGAGAGUACAUGGGAGAAGUAUUUGAUCAUAUGAUGAAGCACAUGUCAUACAGGCGGCAGAAAAGGUGGUGGAAUGCUUAUAUACUUUUUUAUGAACGAAUGGACACAAUAGAUGAAGAGGAUGAGAUGAUAAGAUCUGUAUCAAAGCUAGCUAUCACAAGACAACAUCAGAUUAUUAUGUCACCAGCCAUUGAGAGAAGUGUACGGAAACAAAAUGUGCAAUUCAUGCAUAAUCGAAUGCAGUACAGUAUAGAGUAUUUUCAGUUUGUGAAGAAGCUGCUUACAUGUAAUGCUGUUUAUUUAAACCCUGUUCCAGGACAAGAUCACUUGUUGCCUGAAGCAGAAGAAAUCACUAUGAUUAGUAUUCAGCUUGCUGCUAGAUUCCUCUUUACUACUGGAUUUCACACCAAGAAGAUAGUUCGUGGCCCUGCCAGUGACUGGUAUGAUGUACUGUGCAUUCUCCUUCGUCACAGCAAGAAUGGACGUUUUUGGUUUGCUCAAAAUGUCCUUUUUAAUGUUUCAAAUCGCUUCUCUGAGUAUCUUCUGGAGUGCCCUAGUGCAGAAGUGAGGGGUGCAUUUGCAAAACUUAUAGUAUUUAUUGCUCAUUUUUCCUUGCAAGAUGGGUCUUGUCCUUCCCCUUUUGCAUCUUCAGGUCCUUCUACUCAGGUGUGUGAUAACUUGACGUUGAGUGAUCACUUACUGAGAGCAGUACUAAAUCUCCUGAGAAGGGAAGUUUCAGAGCAUGGGCGUCAUUUGCAGCAAUAUUUCAAUUUAUUUGUAAUGUAUGCCAAUUUAGGUAUAGCAGAAAAGACACAGCUUCUGAAAUUGAGCAUACCUGCUACCUUUAUGCUUGUGUCCUUAGAUGAGGGACCAGGUCCUCCAAUCAAAUAUCAGUGUGCUGAAUUAGGCAAGUUAUAUUCAGUAGUGUCUCAGCUGAUCCGUUGUUGCAAUGUCUCAUCAAGAAUGCAAUCUUCAAUCAAUGGUAAUUCCCCUCUUCCCAAUCCUUUUGGUGACCCUAAUUUAUCACAGCCUAUAAUGCCAAUUCAGCAGAAUGUGGCAGACAUUUUAUUUGUGAGAACAAGUUAUGUGAAGAAAAUUAUUGAAGACUGCAGUAACUCAGAGGAGACCAUCAAGUUACUUCGUUUUUGCUGCUGGGAGAAUCCUCAGUUCUCUUCUACUGUCCUCAGUGAACUUCUCUGGCAGGUUGCAUAUUCAUACACUUAUGAACUUCGGCCAUAUUUGGAUCUACUUUUGCAAAUGUUACUGAUUGAAGACUCCUGGCAGACUCACAGAAUUCAUAAUGCACUUAAAGGAAUCCCACAUGAACAAGAUGGGCUAUUUGAUACAAUCCAGAACUCUAUGAAUAAUCAAAAAAGAGCAUAUCAAUGUAUAAAAUGUAUGGUAGCUCUAUUUAGCAAUUGUUCUGUUGCUUACCAAUUCUUACAGAGUAAUGGAGAUGUUAAAAGAACGUGGACCUGGGCUGUGGAAUGGCUUGGAGAUGAACUUGAGAGAAGACCAUAUACUGGCAAUCUUCAGUACACUUACAACAAUUGUUCUCCAGUACAAAGCAACGAAACAUCAAAUGGUUAUUACUUAGAAAGAUCACAUAGUGCUAGGAUGACACUUGCAAAAGCUUGUGAACUAUGUCCAGAGGAGGAGCCAGAUGACCAAGACGCCCCAGAGGAGCUUGAGUCAUCUCCACCAGAAGAUGCCCCAUUAUAUCCUCAUUCUGCUGGAUCUCAGUAUCAACAGAAUAAUCAUAUGCAUGGACAGCCAUAUACUGGGCCAGCAGCACAUCACUUGAACAACCCUCAGAAAAGUGGCCAACAAGCACAAGAAAAUUAUGAAGGCAGUGAAGAAGUAUCCUCACCUCAAAUGAAGGAUCAGUGAAAUGCACAUAAUUAGAACCGUUUCCUUUAUGACCAUACACUCAGGCCUUAUAGUCCAAACUUUUUCUGUGCCUGGCUAGUAUUUAAAACUAGAGAAACUGUUCCAAAGUAACAUGGAGUGGAGACUGUAUUCACUAUCUCAUUUUCAGAAAUUUACUGUCAGUAUAUAAGCCACCUGCAGGGGAAAUUGUAUAGUGUUUUAUAGUAAAUGUCUGAUACUAAAAUGUAAAUGGCAGAGGUGAAUGUAAUAUAUUAAUGUUUGACGGUUAAUUCAUAAACAAGAAACUUUUUUGAAGAGUCAGAGAUAUACAGAAAUAGAAAAAUUAAUUUUCUUGUUAUGCCCACUGUAUUCUGCAGCCUGUAUUGCCUGCUCUACAGAGUCAGAACAACUCCUUUACCAAAAAAAGAAAAAAAAGGAUGUAAAAGAGCCCAUCUGCACCAGUCACACCAGUAGUUUCUUGCUAAUUCUUUAUUAGUGGAUAUGUAAGGCUAGUAGUUAACCUUUGAAUUAUAUGGUUGAUGUGGAAAAUUGGUGAUGUAACAUUGUUUCUAGGUAUUUUCAUUACCUUUUUAUUCUGGAAUUAGGCUAAUAACUUUAAAUCUGUAGUUAUGCUGUAACAUUUAGCAUGGCUUCAUGCCAAGUUUGUGUAGCCAGUGGGGACAGAAUUACCUGAAUGACAGUAGUUCUUCCAAAGCUCAGUGUUCUUAUUUCUUCUACCUAGAAUAAAUAUAAAAUGGAAAGAAAUGUGACAACCAGUUUAUAGAUGCACAUAAUUCUUCACAUUUAAUAUUUGAUAGUCUCUUGAUGGGAAAAAGCAUAUCAAAGUAUCAAUAACAGGAAGUUUAAACAAAUAAGCAAAAUUUUACUAUGCCAGAAUUUUUGAAGCAUAAUAGAAGACUAUUUGGUGUGCUCGUUUUGGGGGGUUUUUUUAGUAGAAUUUUUAGAUGAAGCCUCUAAAACUUUGCUUCUGCUGGAUCUCAGUGAAGUGGACAUCAUCAGAAUCCAGAAUCCACCAUACUUUGAAGUACCAUUGUACUCAGAUGUCUGGCUGAUUUUCUAUUCUAGUCAGUCAGUUUUACUUGAAAGAAAAAACAUGUUCUAGUUCUUUUUUCAUUAUUCCCAAAUUCUUAUUGUUAGAUAUAGGGUUCACUUAAUAUGUAAACUUCUGUUUAAUAAAUAUAAUUCUGAGGUAUCAUUUUAGAAUAAAUACUUGUUUAAAGAUUCCAGGAAACUUAUGCAUUAAUACCAUAUUUGAAAGAGAAUUGGUAACUUUGGAAUGUGUGUAAUAUUUUCAAACCUGUCUAAAAACCAAAUAUCCCUGCAGAUAACUACCCAUCCUAUACUAUUUAAAUAUUUUGCUGUUUUGUUUUAUAGAAGUUAUUUUGCUGAAUUCCAAAUAGAAUUUGAUUUAAGAAGAA
Galeopterus variegatus (Sunda flying lemur) is the source of this 9003-nucleotide messenger RNA. Its product is annotated as probable ubiquitin carboxyl-terminal hydrolase FAF-X. Gene Ontology annotation, biological process: protein deubiquitination; cell migration. Gene Ontology annotation, cellular component: cytosol; nucleus. The annotation marks the transcript as partial. The transcript is spliced from 43 exons. Gene Ontology annotation, molecular function: cysteine-type deubiquitinase activity; cysteine-type endopeptidase activity. NCBI's taxonomy places the organism in Eukaryota, Metazoa, Chordata, Mammalia, Dermoptera, Cynocephalidae. The record is from RefSeq and is a predicted model, not a curated record.